ACACCCUGCAACAAAACCCUCCACGAUCGGGCCCUCGCCGGACGCCGCCGACGGCCAGCCCAGAGCUGCGCAGCAUCGUCGCCUCGCCGCCGGAAGCCGACCGUCUCCGCCUCUCCCAUCAGCUUACUUUUCAGUGGAGAUGGCGGCGGCGGCGGCGCCGGAGUGGGCCACCAAUGAGCCCUGCCUCAUGGGAAUCGACGAGGCUGGCCGCGGCCCUGUCCUUGGUCCAAUGGUGUAUGGCUGCAUGUACUGCGCGCGUUCCUACCAUGACACUCUUGCCACCCUCAAAUUCGCAGAUUCUAAGACAUUGAAGGAGGAAGAAAGGGAAGAGCUGUUUGAAAGUCUGAAGGCCAAUAGCUCUAUUGGGUGGGAAGUGGAUGUCAUAUGCCCAAAGGAACUAUCUGCUAAAAUGUUAAAAAGGUCGAAAGUUAAUCUGAAUGAAAUAUCUCAUAACUCUGCAAUGGGUCUUGUCAGAAAGGUUCUUGACAUGGGGGUCCUACUGGCAGAGGUCUAUAUAGAUACGGUGGGCGAUCCUGAAAAGUAUAGGAUCAAACUGACAGAAAAGUUUCCUGGCAUCAAAUUUGUGGUUGCCAAGAAAGCUGACAGCCUUUACCCAGUUGUUAGUGGAGCAAGUAUAGUCGCAAAGGUCACGAGGGAUAGAGCCUUGCGGAACUGGGUGUUUGAUGAAACUGCUCUGAAUAUGCACAUGAACACCGGAUCAGGUUAUCCAGGAGAUCCUGGCACUAAACAAUGGUUAGAAGAUCACAAACAUCCAGUAUUUGGUUUCCCAACUUUGGUUCGUUUUAGCUGGGGAACUUGCACACCCUUCUUCAAGGAUGCAGUUGAAGUUACUUGGGAGUCCGAUGAACUUGAUGAAGAUGCAACUGGCAAUGGAAGUGCCAAGCGACAAGUGAAGCUUUCAAGCCUAGGCUUUACAGGUUUUAAAAGGAAGACUGAGGAGAUCGAAUCAAGUGGAAAAGGCCGUUGCAAGUUCUUCCAGGCUCGCAAGCUUGAGCUGGUCAGAAGGUUUCAGUGAUGUGUGCUAGCUUGUUAGUUGGUAAUUCUAUUUUCCUAGUAGAAAACUAUGCUUUUGAGGCCUGAUUUGAAUUUCCGAUUGGAACACUUUCAAGUUCAGUGAAAAGGAACCUUCCCAAAUUAACUGGAGGUAGAUUGAACUUUGCUGAAGUGGCAAUGAUGUACAAGUGUGUGUCUUGUAUUGUAAGAAACUGAUACAAAACGUGGAUUGAGCUUUGCUGAGAUGGGAAUUAGGACGAUUGGAACGGAUGGAA
Molecule: messenger RNA, 1289 nt
Organism: Phragmites australis (common reed)
Lineage: Eukaryota; Viridiplantae; Streptophyta; Magnoliopsida; Poales; Poaceae
Product: ribonuclease H2 subunit A
Exons: 9
Coding region: 140-1036 (298 amino acids)
Biological process (GO): DNA replication, removal of RNA primer; mismatch repair
Cellular component (GO): ribonuclease H2 complex
Molecular function (GO): RNA binding; RNA-DNA hybrid ribonuclease activity
Source: RefSeq, a predicted model, not a curated record